This is a messenger RNA of Sorghum bicolor (sorghum), 843 nucleotides long. Its product is annotated as pectinesterase inhibitor 12. The record is from RefSeq and is a predicted model, not a curated record. Gene Ontology annotation, biological process: negative regulation of catalytic activity. Bases 127 to 669 code for a protein of 180 amino acids. NCBI's taxonomy places the organism in Eukaryota, Viridiplantae, Streptophyta, Magnoliopsida, Poales, Poaceae. The transcript has a single exon. Gene Ontology annotation, molecular function: enzyme inhibitor activity.
UUCUGUCUGCACGACUACUUAGGUAGGAGCCGGCCGGCGGCACCAAGCCACCAACUGCGUCUACCAUCCACAUCCAACUCUCAACACGUCCGCCCCCGGCCCGCAAGCCAUCUACCCGGCGCCACCAUGAAGCUAGUCUCCUCCGUGUUGUUCGCCCUGCUCAUCUUGCCGAUGUGCAGAUCUUCCCCGCUUCAAGACACAUGCAGGUCCUUCGCCGCCGGCCACCCGUCCAUCGGCUACGACUACUGCAUUAGGAUCUUCCAGGCCGACAAGGCCAGCGCCGAGGCCACCGACGCGCGCGGCCUCGCCGCCAUCGCGGCCAGGCUCGCCGAGGCGAAGGCCAACGCGACGGCCGCGCGCGUCGCGUCCAUGAGCGCGCUCGAGGGGGACGCGAGGAGGCGGGACCGCCUGUCCGUGUGCGCGGAGGUAUACUCGGACGCCGUGGACCAGCUCGACCAGGCAGAGGAGGAGCUCGCCCACGGCGCGGAGGGCGGCAUCGACGACGCGGUCACGCAGCUCAGCGCGGCGCUGGACGCGCCCGAGACGUGCGAGGACGCGUUCCGCGAGGCCGACGACACGUCGCCGCUCGCCGCGGAGGACGCCGAGUUCAAGAAGCUGGCGACCGUCGCUCUCGCCGUCGCGGCGUCACUGACGCCGCCACCAGCAUGAACGCCAAGGCCAAAGAUUAGUGAUUAAGGGCGCCUGUAAUUUACACCGUGCUUGAUAAUACAAGCAUGGACGUAAUGCAGGUAUAAUAAUAAGCUUUCCUACGGGACAAGAGAGUAUUUACUGGCAGCAGAAGAUGUUGUUUGAGUUCUUAUUUUUUGUUUCCCUUGUUCGUUA